CGAGUUGGGACCGGUCGCGUAUGCGCUCUGGGAAAUGUGAAGCCGUGCUUAAGUACCACGUGGUCGGGGACCCGGGCUGGAGAUGUAAGCAGAAAUAAGAGCGACCCACAGGACUAGGCAGUGUGGCAGUCACCGGGGCAGUCAGUCACCGGGGCAGGCAGCUACCGGGGUAGUCAUCCACCGGGGCAGUCAGUCACCGGGGCAGUCAGUCACCGGGGCAGUCAGUCACCGGGGCAAUCAGUCACCAGGGCAGGCAGCUACCAGGGUAGUCAUCCACCAGCGUAGCCAGUCACCAGGGAAAUCCGUCAGUCUGUGAUGAUAGUGUCAAGUCACCAUUCAGUCAGUCACUUAGGCAGUCGGGCAGCGUGACAGUGUCAGGUUACUCAGUCACUAGGGCAGGUCGUCUUAGAUGCAACCUGUCGUGCCUUAGGGCAGGCAGUCCGUCGGGCACUCAGGAGAAGCAGUCUUUCAGGCAGUUUGUCAAGUACCCAGUCAGCCUGUCAGGUGCUAGGGGCAAGUCAGACAGGCACUCAGUCUGGCAGACACAACAAGGGCAGUUACUGUCAGCCGCCGUCACUGUGUCAAGACAGCCAAAUAGCAGCCAAACUCUGGGUUGCUAAGGCUGACAUUCAAUUACCUUAUUAGUCGGCCAGACAAUCCCUGGGGCAGACGCACAAAGGUCUGCGGUCCGUUAAGUAUCUCUGGUUCCCAGAUGCUCUGUAAGGCACUCGCCUACCCAGCCAGUAACUCGAAUAACUGCCCAGUCCGUGUCUCUGCUGCCCAGCUGCUCACUCGAUUCACUGCCAACCAGUCAACCACUCUUAACAAGCUGCCCGACCGGUCGCUUAGCUCUCUCUCUGCACGGGCAGAGACACUCGGCUAGCUGCUGCCCGUUCGCAGUCACCGUCAGCCCGCCCGACAGCGAGAGAAGCCCGACUGGCGAUGGAGCCGCUGGUGGCGAUGGUGUUGGGGCUGCUGCUGCUGCUGCUCGCCCCGUGUCGCGGCGAUGACGGAGACCACGGGGACUUCAUCAAGAGGGAGCACAGCCUCAUGAAGCCUUAUCAGGGCGUUGGCUCGUCGCCAGGUGCGCAGUGGGACAUCACGGGCAACACGGUGGUGAUUGGCCACGCCGUGCGACUCACGGCCGACCAGCAGAGCAAGCUCGGUGCCAUGUGGAACACUGUGCCGUGCCACGUGACGGACUGGGAGCUGCACGUGCACUUCAAGGUGCACGGUCAGGGCAAGAAGAACCUGCACGGGGACGGGUUCGCCGUGUGGUACACCAAGGACAAGAUGCAGCUGGGGUCGGUGUUUGGCAGCAGGGACCCAUUCCACGGGCUUGCUAUCUUUGUGGACACCUACCGCAACGACUUUGAUGAUCACGAUCGCUUGUUCCCGUUUGUGACGGCCAUGGUGAACAACGGCUCCCUGCGCUACGACCACAGCAAGGACGGCAAGACGACGGAGAUCGGCGGCUGCUACGCCGACCUGCGCAACAAGGACUACGACACCUACAUGGCCGUGCGCUACUCCCGCCAGCGGCUGACGGUGAUGCUCGACGUGGAUAACCGUGACGAGUGGAGGGAGUGCCUGGACGUGGCGGGGGUCUCGCUGCCCACAGGAUACCACUUUGGCGCGUCCGCCGUCACGGGGGACCUUUCCGACAACCACGACGUCGUCUCGCUGAAGCUGUACGAGCUGAGCGUGGAGCGCCCAGCGGAGGACGCCGAGGUCGACCGGAGCGGUGUCCUCCCGGCGGUCGACCUCUCGCUCGCCCAGCGCGCGAGCGCGGACGACUCGGCGGGCUCGGCCCGCGCCGCCCCAAUGUCCGGCUGGCGCCUCUUCCUGCUGCUGCUGUGCGCGCUGCUCGCCGUGGUCGUGUGCGCCGUCGUGGGCCUCCUCAUCUACCAGCGCCGCCAGGAGCACAGCCGCAAGCGCUUCUACUGAAUCGCGGCGCCUCCCGUCGUCCAGCCCCACAGCCUCCCUCCCGUCACCGACCCACCAACACAUCAAUCCUUACCCACCCACCAAGGCCCUCCCGCUCCCCAACACCCACCUGACACCCACCCGUCCGGGUCAAAGGCACUGUUGUUGUAACAUAGGCGCUAUUUAACCGAAUGUAGCGGGCGUCUGAAAGGCGCGAACUGGAGAGCGAGAUACCGUUAGGGGAUAGAACUCGUCUGUUUACAAAGCCCUUAGAGAACCUUUGGCUAGGUGGGGGGGGGGGGGGGGGGGGGUGGGGGGAGGGUUAUGAAAUAAUUACCACUUUGUGGGAAGUUCAGUGUUAGUUGUCCAAUCGAUGGAUGAGAUUGUCACUCACUGUGGGGAAUGUGGAAUUUCCACAGUUGUCUCAGCAGCGCCAUCAAGGGUGGGCUGCUCCGCCCCUGCAGCUCGUUUGAGCGGAGAUUGCGAACCGAGCGUUGUUCCGACUCGCAAUCUGAAAGUUGCUACUUCAAUCUCCCCCCACGCUCCCCCUCCGUCACUAUUUCAUAAAAUGACGGCCGCUUGUGGGGAACAUCCCAGUGGUUGCCCUGUGGAUUUAACUGAACCCCCCGCCAUAGCAAUGUGGAAUUGCCACAACCUUGUUAGGGACCAACAACGGCGUUGGUCACCGUCCCAUGCUAGUAAGAGCAGGAAGGAUCCUCGGCUUUUUUUUACAAUUAAAUCUUUUCCAUCCAGGUGUCCCCCCCACCCAUGACGUUCCAGCACGCUUGUAAUUUUCAAGCGAGUAAGGAAAUCCGUCAAACGAGGCGAUUCCAGACAGGAGGAGGGAGAGGUCACUGUCCACAUAGGCCCUGUGCCUGCUUCAACGCUGAACCCAUACGAUUUUUUUUACUUUUACUACUGGAAGCAGCCUCAAGAAAACUUCAGAAGCCAAAGUCUUAACAUGGUCCCCCUCUGGCAGCCGGAUCAGAGUUCAACGUGACGAAACGCAGAGGGAUCGUACCCGUACCGAUCCCACACAGCGCGAACGCUGCGCUCUGCGGCUGACCGACACCGAACGAACCGCGACCCGGUUAAAACCUUCACCUGGCUCGGGCGAGAGGCGGGGGUGUCUGAUCGACGUGGGGGGGGGGGUGGGGGGAGGCAUCGGGGAAUGUUUAUCGAGGGUGGUGAUAACACUGGUGAAUAUUGAGAUAAUCAAACGUGAAUGUGUAGUGGCGUCGCCGUGCAUGCGCGUAAAGUCGUACGUUGCUCACCGAGAUUGUUUUCGUGGAAUAAUCUCCCGGCGUUCAUAAAUCAAGUUUCGCCGAGCUCCUCCAGGCAGUUUUGCUCCCGAGCCUGAGACCCCGUUGUUCCCGACUGCCUUGAGCUUUGUGUUGCGGAUUCUCUCAACCACAUCUCAUCCACAUCGUUACCGUUUUAUCGCUAUCGCCAACCACCAUUCAACCACGUCAUCGUCACGUAUUUAAUAACGUCACUUAUCGUCGUCACGAGUCGAUCUCUGUCAUCAACAAUCAUGAAACCACAUCAUUUCGUCAUCAAUUCAUCCACGUCACAAAAAAUAGGUCCACUCUUUCCGCAAGCUUUGUCAAACACUGUCGAGAUUCCUUUUCCAAAUGAUGCAGUAUAUUUUUUUACACUAUCACCACCACACUGGUCUCCCGGUCUCUUCAGCCUGCACUCAACUCUGAUGAACGUUGCGUGCGGAUGGGGUUUGGUGCCGGUGUCCAGAGCGUGGGCUAUUAUCAAGAUGCUCGUCGUUACGGCUCCCUCUCUGGCUUGAGCCAGUGGUGGUGGUGGAGGGGGGGGGGGGCUCUUGUGUUUGGUGAAACACUUGGGCGCGAAGUCCAAUUUUCCUGAAGUGAAGUUUUGUUGGAUGUCUCACGUGUGAGCAGGGGAAGACGCUCGCUCAAGAGUCUCGAGUCGUUUGCCCGAUUUUCAGUCAUUAGUCGAUUAAUUUUAUUUAACGAUUGUUAGCCGAUUGUGUUUAUUAAAAAAAAGCUUUUGUUUUUAACAAAAAAAAGUUAAUACAAAACGUUUACAAGGUCACAUUGGAUUCAAAAUUAUAGCAUUCCAUCGGGACUCUGGUCACCUCGGCCAUGUAUCCCUCCGCGGUCAAUAUUAACAGUGGUGGUUCUGUCCUAAGACUGGCCCGUGCCAUUGGAAUGUGGAAUUUUCACCAUUGGCACAGGGCUGCCAACACCAGCACCCAGGACAACUCCGCUCAACGCCCGAUUAAGCCAGGAGGACUCCACUUUGGACAAAACGUCGCCCCCCCCCCCCCCCCCCCCGUUGUUGGCGACCAGAGGCCGUUGGUGCGUUUUCACCAAAAAAACAGACGCAGAUGAACGUUCAAAUGCCUUGACCAUUAGCGGUUGCGUGUGAUUGCCAUCGGCCCUCGUUUCAUGGGCUGAAUUUAUAGGAGCUCCCUGUCAAACUCCCUCAUUGCCCGGCGCCUGGCCCUUACUGGUUCGUGGGCCCCGUUUUCGGCACACGCCACCACCUCCGCACUGGAUAGCUACGCCACUGUUCGUGUCGUGGCGUUUUAAAACCACUAAAUUUGUGUUUGCCUCGUUUGACUGCAUGCCUCUCUCUUCAGAUGGGCCUCUUCCUCAAGAACUCUGGACUUGUGUGAGUGCGUGUUUCAAUAAACUCCCGUUGAAAUGUG
This is a messenger RNA of Petromyzon marinus (sea lamprey), 4612 nucleotides long. RefSeq names its product vesicular integral-membrane protein VIP36-like. The record is from RefSeq and is a predicted model, not a curated record. Lineage: Eukaryota; Metazoa; Chordata; Hyperoartia; Petromyzontiformes; Petromyzontidae. Gene Ontology annotation, molecular function: D-mannose binding. Gene Ontology annotation, cellular component: endoplasmic reticulum membrane; COPII-coated ER to Golgi transport vesicle; Golgi membrane. Gene Ontology annotation, biological process: endoplasmic reticulum to Golgi vesicle-mediated transport.